AUGUCGAUAGCACCGAUUAUCACCUUCAAGGGUGGCAUCUGUGAGCUGGAUACCUCCGUCACCCCCAACGCCGUCAAGGCCCGGCCUACGCCCGGAUACAUCUACCUCUACUCGGAAGAUGACCUUGUGCAUUUCUGCUGGCGGCCGCGUUCGGCGCCCAUAGAUCAGCCGGAGCUCGAUCUGGUCAUGGUGCCUUCCGACGGAACAUUCACGCCAUACAAACCCACCAGCGCCCAGAGACCGUCCAACCCCGAACGGCCCACGAACGGCAGAAUAUACGUUUUAAAGUUUGCUUCCAGCUCGCAGAGACACCUUUUCUGGCUGCAAUCUCGGAGUCAACAUGAGCAGGGUAAUCCAGCAUGGUUCAGCGCGCGAGAUCUGAAACUGGGCCAGAUCGUCAACACCCUGCUGCAAGGCGAAGAUAUCGAUGUGCAAGACGCCAUUGACAGCCUGCCCAGAGGAGACGACGGUAAUGAUGGUGGUGAUGAUGACGAGACUAUGGAAGACGUAGAGGGAACAGACCAUAGCCCUGAGAGACGACGACAUGGUGGCAGCGGAGGUGCUGGGCCUGGUGCUACGGGCGGUGACAUACGAGAAGAAGGUCAAGAGUCAAGAGAGGGAGGAGCAGAUGGCGGACGAGCUGCUGCCGGUUCGGAUCCCUCCUCCGUUGUACAAAACUUUCUUCGGUCCUUGCAAGGCAAUAAUAGCCAGCAAGAGACGACAGAAUCGCGGUACACGACUCUUGCCGAUCUACUAUCGACCCCAUCGACUCUACCUUUCCUUGAAUCGGCAGACGAGAGCACUCUCAACCAGCUGCUCAGUUCUCUUCCCGAGUCGUUGCAGCUCCUCUCCAAGCAAAAUAGCAACGCACCAGUCGAGCGUAUUAGCGUCGACAAGAAACGUAACGCCCUCCGUAAGGUUCUUCGCUCUCCACAGUUUGCACAGAGCCUUGGUAGCCUUACCAUGGCCAUCAGAGACGGAGGACUUCCCAGUAUUAGUGACGCACUCAAGAUCCCGGUCCAGAAUGGCGGUUUCAUGCGUCGCGGUGGUGUCCCGCUUGGUGGAGGAGAGGCUGUCAAAGCGUUUGUCGAAGGCGUCCGGCAGCAAGUAGAGGACAACCAGAAGGGUGAUAGUAUGGAGACAGACUGA
Messenger RNA from Trichophyton rubrum CBS 118892, 1149 nucleotides. RefSeq lists its product as uncharacterized. Gene Ontology annotation, molecular function: endopeptidase activator activity; ubiquitin binding; proteasome binding. The record is from RefSeq and is a predicted model, not a curated record. The coding region runs from base 1 to 1149 and encodes 382 amino acids. Gene Ontology annotation, biological process: ubiquitin-dependent protein catabolic process. Gene Ontology annotation, cellular component: proteasome regulatory particle, lid subcomplex; cytoplasm; nucleus. The transcript is spliced from 3 exons. NCBI's taxonomy places the organism in Eukaryota, Fungi, Ascomycota, Eurotiomycetes, Onygenales, Arthrodermataceae.